AGAUUAGCGCAAGGAUAUAGAUGACAAUUGCCUGCGCAUCAUUUUUUCCGUAUAUGGAGAGAAAUUUUUAGUCCUUGUCAGGGCUAAAAAUGUCGCGACACGAGAGAAGAAUGAAUGAUCGAUCAAAUAGGGGUCGAUGGUAAUACAAAAUGUACGUUCCGAGCGUGCUUCUUACGGGAAUAUCAAAAUUCCUACGAAUUUUACGGUGACAUGACAGUGGGAGCGGACACGACAUCAGGUUUGACGGCAAUGCUCUACUUUAGAUAUUGUAUGCCACAUGAGGGAGGUUAUGUUCGUCCAGAGAAAUAAGGAAGUUAUUUGUCGCGUUAAUUUAAUUAAAUCGAGUUAAUAAAUUUCAAAACGUUGUUGAUAUAAUUUUCAGAGUUUCUACUUAACCAAUAAAAUAGAAAAAUUAUCGAGUGAUAUAUUUAAUCUUUCCCAUUUAUCGCCAAUUAUCUAGCAUUAAAUAAAUAUUUCAAAUGUUUCAAAGAAUAUAAUUUAUUUUUCUUUUUAACUUAUUCUAUAUGAAUCAAUCCUAUAUGAAACUCGAACACGCUGCUAUUAUACUUCCCGUAAUGUACGACUUUCGGCAAUCAUCGGCUAAAUUCGUACUUUUCCGCUCGACCGAUUUUACGACCUCGGUAUAUCUCUGGACGGACCAUACGUAUUACAUUACAAAAUACUUUGAGUCUUUCAAGGGGUCGCGUCUCGUUCGACCGAAUCUCGAAAAGCCAAUUCCAGGAUCUUUCUUCCUUUCGAAGCCGUUCCGUUACGACCAAACCGCCUCCAUAAUCAAACUUUCCUCGUAGAUAUGUAAAAUACGAACUAACAUCGAUUUUUCCUCGAUCGUAUCGUCGAACAAUUGAAUUCUUGUUAACUAUAUAAGAAUGAAUAACACAUCGGAACUUGCGAAGAGGCAAUCUUCAAAAAUUACUUCAAGUCAAAAUCAAACGAUUCGUCAAGUGGCAAGUCUCCUCCCUCUUUACCAAUCCUGCUUACGAGGCCGUGCUCGCCCACUUUGCCACCAGCCUUGUUUAGUGUUCUUUACUCCCGUCGACUGUUCGCCGCACCGGCAUCGUUUCUCCUUCUCGAGUUUCAACGCAUGGCAAAACGGAAUUCCACUUUCCAUCCGAAAGGAAAUUAAAGGAAAUAUUAUUUGCCAGAUUCGAAAAUUUAUCAAGAAAAAAAAAUAUAGAAAAAGAAAUAGGAUAGGGAUGAACGAAUCAAGAUGGAAAAAUUAUCGAAUAUUAUUCACGAACGUACGAUCAAUCCUGCUCGUUUGAUUUUGCUGUGUCUAGUCAUUCUUUGCUGGGGCAAAUCAACAUUUGGGGAAAAGAAGCUACAUGGAACUCCUAUGCACAAGGUGGAACUCACUCAGAAAGGAUACAUUCAGUUUCUACGUUGGGAGUUACCCGUACCAAAAUUCACCGAAUUCACCUUCUGCCUGUGGAUGGAAUCCUACGAUCUGACCCAUCCUCAUCCGAUAUUUUCGUACUCGAAGAACGAGCGAGAACGGCUCGUACGAUCGUGGAUAGCGCCGCACGGGAGGAGUGUCCACCUCGAGAUCGGGGGCAAUAAUGUAUUCGCCGCAACUGUCGACAUUCUAGAGAAUCGAUGGUACCAUUUGUGCGUGAGCUGGGAGAAUCAGGCUGGCCGUUACGGCCUUUGGAUCAAUGGUCAGCUUUGGGCUCAAGGUCGCUCUUACGAGACGAUAGAUCACACGAUCCCAAGCGGAGGAGACAUCGUGGUGGGUCAAGAGUACACCGACUUCGACGAAGGGCUCGACGACGGGAUCGAGGGAUCGAUCCUCGGCUUCAAUCUGCUCUUGGCCUCCGCUUUCGACACCCACGAUUCGAGUCAAGUGUCCCGCUCCGCCUCGAGUUACGCCACGGUUCCGCUUUUUGCCAGGAUUCCGACGAAACUGAUGCAACGCGGCAUCGAUUAUAGGAUUGCAACGAGAACGAGGGCACCGUACACGCUCCCGCCAACUUCUGAUCAACUUGGGGGACGACGACGAUACGCCGAGGACGCGACGUCUUUGCCGCUCGGAACGGGAUUGAUGAUCUUCUCUCCACGCGUGAUCCAGGGGAGGAUCGAGGUAUCCAAGUGGAAAAAGCAAUCUCUCGGGUUGCAAUUGGUGAAACUGUCGUAUGUACGCUGCGAGAUCGGCAGGGGAAGCCCGUUCAUAGGCGGAUCGUUGAUGCUGAUCUCGUGGACCAGAACACCCGUGCGUAUUUUCGGUGGGGCAGUUCUGAAGAACGUCAACAGCGACUGUGGCAACUUCUCGACUGUUCUCGAUUGAGGAAGAGGAGGAAGAUAGCCUCGAGGCUAUACUAAGAUAUUGUUUACCAGCGCCACCAAAUCUGAUAAAAAUUUGUCUGAAUUAAUAAUACGUGUAUUUUGAAUUCGAAAGAGAAAGCGCGUUCUUUUUUAUCGAUGUUAAUUAAAUUGAAUUAAAGUGAAAUUUUUUUCUAUUGGAUUGUGGAUAUACGUGUGGAUAUAGUUUAAAUGAUUGGACAGACAGUAUCUCCGUGGACCUUUAAUCGAAUUUCGCGAGAGAAACGUGAGAAUACGGGUCGUUACGACAUGCAUAGAAAUCGGAUAGAAAUCGGAAAGUGACGAGCGGGGCCUUUCUUUCGAUGGAUGAACAUUCGUUGCGUUACGAAUGCAGGAUUAACAAAUUGGAGCGAAUUAUUAUGAAAGUGCGAUGUUAGGAUAAGAUCUAAUGGUAUUUAAUGGUUUUUAUACCAAUAUAUUUUAUAUAUUGUUUUAUAUAAAUUAUAAAUAGCAAUUUCUGCAAACGACUCUCUCCAGGAACUAAAACCGGAUAAGCUUCUUUUAUUUAAUUAUUCUCCGUCUAUUUCAUACUUUUACUCGCAUUAGACAAAGUAUUGUAGAUAUCCUAAAACAAGUUCCUUUAUAUUCAAUCAUAAAAUUAAAUACUUGACAUUCCGCGAAAAUA
Apis dorsata (giant honeybee) is the source of this 2962-nucleotide messenger RNA. RefSeq lists its product as uncharacterized. NCBI's taxonomy places the organism in Eukaryota, Metazoa, Arthropoda, Insecta, Hymenoptera, Apidae. The transcript is spliced from 6 exons. The record is from RefSeq and is a predicted model, not a curated record. The coding region runs from base 1229 to 2302 and encodes 357 amino acids.